GAUCGUAAGUUAACACAAUUGUGUACAAAUAUGAUUAAAGUGAUAUUUUUCUGCGUUUUUGUUCUUGUGCAGGCGCAUCAUGGUAAAAUACAAGAUGAAGGCGAAAUGCAAUCAGCGCUUAUGCCUCAAGAAUUAAAUCCAGAAUUCAUUUCUGAUAAGGAUACUCCACUUCGAGCAAUAUUUCCCCUACGACUGCGUCGGGAUCUUUACGACUCAUCACCAGCACACGAAACUACAACCACCUUUAAGACAUACAGCCGUGUUAUCACUUGUGUCGUUCUGGCCGUAUCGGCUCUUAUAGAGAUCAUUGUUUAUAUAAUUGAGACCUGGAUGGUAUAAAUAAAGAAAUAUC
Messenger RNA from Pieris rapae (cabbage white), 352 nucleotides. RefSeq lists its product as uncharacterized. The transcript is spliced from 3 exons. The record is from RefSeq and is a predicted model, not a curated record. The coding region runs from base 31 to 339 and encodes 102 amino acids. Lineage: Eukaryota; Metazoa; Arthropoda; Insecta; Lepidoptera; Pieridae.